AUGAAUAGCCUCGGCGAUUCUGUCCAUCACGAAGACGCCAGGCGACUCCCGCCUGCGCGGCGGGCAUUCACGUCCUUCACGACGCGGUGGUUCCUCAUACCGCAGGGCACCGGCAUCCUGGCCAUUGUCCUCAACCAACUGCCCUACCAAUUCCACGGGCUGCACACAAUCUCCAUCGUAUUCUGGUUCCUCAACAUGGUGCUGCUGGCGGCCAUGCUUGCCAUCUUUCUCCUGCGGCUGCUCGCGUCGCCCCGGGUUGUCGCCAGGUCCAUCGCCACCGACACGACCGAGGCAGCCUGCACGGCCAGCAUCAGCAUAGCUUUCAUGUCCUGCAUCCAGAUGCUCUCCCUGGUGGUGAUACCCUCCUGGGGCGGCAGGGGCUGGAGCCUCGCCGUCUACAUCCUGUGGUGGGUAAACUGCGCCCUCGCGGUGCUGGCCUGCAUCGGCCUACCAGACGUGUUCGUCAGGUCGAUUCGAAGCGAAGGCGGGCUGGCGAGAAGCUUUACGCCAGUGGUACAGCUCCCCCUCAUCGCGGCGCUGACGUCGGCCGCCGGCGCAGGGACGCUCUGCCAGUCCGCCGUGCUGAGCGCCGCGCAGAGAGUGCCCAUGAUCGUCGUGGCAUAUCUUGAGAUUGGGCUGGCGUUGCCAACGGUCCUGGCAUUCGACGUGCUGUACCUGGCCAGGUUGCUUCAGCCGUGGGAGGAACCCGCGGGCUCGCAUCACGAGUUCCCCCCGGAGCAGAUGUACUCGCACAUGGUGCUGUGCGGGCCCUGGGGGCAGAGUAGCUUUGCGCUUCAGACUCUUGGAAAGGCCGUCUUCCAACUCAAGGGGGGGUUUGGCGCAUCCGGGCAAGGAGCGCUCUUGUUCAGCGAUCAGGGGGCUGACACGGUUGCGUUCGCGAGCAUUCUCGUUGGGCUUGUGAACUGGGGCCAGGGCACAUUCUGGUGGGCAUUCGCCAUUGUUAGCAUUACAAGGUCUGUGGUUGCAAGGUCGAAACAGAACCACUCUAUUGCUUUCCAUUUGUCCCUGUGGGCAACCGUGUUUCCGUGGGUAAGCCGGCGACUCUGUUGA
This is a messenger RNA of Metarhizium robertsii ARSEF 23, 1071 nucleotides long. RefSeq names its product malic acid transporter. The transcript has a single exon. The record is from RefSeq and is a predicted model, not a curated record. Gene Ontology annotation, biological process: transmembrane transport; sulfite transmembrane transport. Gene Ontology annotation, molecular function: sulfite transmembrane transporter activity. The coding region runs from base 1 to 1071 and encodes 356 amino acids. Lineage: Eukaryota; Fungi; Ascomycota; Sordariomycetes; Hypocreales; Clavicipitaceae. Gene Ontology annotation, cellular component: plasma membrane.